AUGGCGACUAUGGCAGCUGCUGUUCGCGAUAUCCACCAGGCCUCCGACAUGGGUCGAGACAACUUAACUGUUGUAGCGGCUCGGAGUGUUCCUGCGACGACUGUGACACGAUCUCAAGCCCUCCCCACCCCUCCCAACUCCAUCUCGCCCUCUCUGCCGCCUCACGGCCUCAAGGCCCAGCUCCAGAAGGCCAGUCUCGAGCUCAUCGACUCUGAUCUGGACCUGCAUGACGACCCUAGUGGUCUCGCGCGCGAAGCCUCGCGGUCGCCUUCGUACGAUGCGACUGGUUCCAUCAGCACCACCUUGCUGGCCAAGCAUCACCUUCCCGAGAUCCUCCUCAACCACGGCCCUCUGGCCAUCCGCCACAUCAUGGGCUAUCUGACGACGUCGGUGCCAGGCUUUGCUGGGAUUCCUCCAACGAAGGCGCGCCGCUUGGUGGUCGGAGCUUUGGAGGGUCGCGGAGCUGAGGGUGGCGGCCUGGAUGGCGAUGUGGAGUUCGAGAAGGUAGGCUGGGGACGGUGGGAUGCCCGACGACGUGGUCAGCCUCCACGAGGGUCUUCGCCCCCGACCGACUACCGAUCCGGCAUCCCCAUUAACAAGAGUGGCGGACGUGGUAUGGACAGGUCCCGCCUGAACCUCGCCUCUUCUAGCGCCGGCGACUCGGUCGUCUUCUCCCACGACGAUCGCGACGCCAUGAUGAUGGAAAAUGAAGCGGACAAAAUGUCCCUGGAUGGCUCUGCCUCCGCCUCGUGCUCCGAGGCUCCGGACGAUGACGAUAUCGACAUGAACGAUGACCCAGAGGAUGCCACUGACGACGAGGACUGGGCUGCUGUAGGAGCCGCGGCUCUUCGUGCCGAGUCCUACAACACCGCUGGAGCUACAGCUCAGUCUGCCGGGCGCAGCUUUCUCGGCAUGCGCACCGUCUCCACGGGCAUGGCUCGCUCCCACCAACCUUUGACUUUCGACUUCUCAGCGCAUGGGGCCCCGUCUGACGCACAAGAGCGUGAUGCGGUGGAGGCUCUCCUGCGGCUGGGCUCUGUAUAA
Messenger RNA from Colletotrichum graminicola M1.001, 1044 nucleotides. RefSeq lists its product as uncharacterized. Gene Ontology annotation, biological process: positive regulation of transcription from RNA polymerase II promoter by glucose. The record is from RefSeq and is a predicted model, not a curated record. The transcript has a single exon. Gene Ontology annotation, molecular function: sequence-specific DNA binding. Bases 1 to 1044 code for a protein of 347 amino acids. NCBI's taxonomy places the organism in Eukaryota, Fungi, Ascomycota, Sordariomycetes, Glomerellales, Glomerellaceae. Gene Ontology annotation, cellular component: nucleus.